This is a messenger RNA of Taeniopygia guttata (zebra finch), 4920 nucleotides long. It is a transcript of the gene FANCI, whose product is annotated as FA complementation group I. Lineage: Eukaryota; Metazoa; Chordata; Aves; Passeriformes; Estrildidae. Gene Ontology annotation, biological process: DNA repair. Gene Ontology annotation, molecular function: DNA polymerase binding. The record is from RefSeq and is a predicted model, not a curated record.
GGCACUUCCGGGCGGGAAUUUCGGGGGACGGAGCGGCGGCCGCGGGCGGCUCCCGGCCCCAUGGCGCAGCGCAUCCUCUCGCUGGCGGCCCAGGACGGCCCCGAGCGGCUGCAGGAGGCCCUGCAGAGCCUGGCGGAGGGCGAGCUGGGGGACAUGGUGACCAGGCAGGCCCUGAAGGGGAGGGAGACGGCGGCUCUGCUGAGAGGGAUCUUCAAAGGCUCCCCCUGUUCCCAGAGAAGCGGUGUUCUCAGGAGACUCCAGGUUUACAAGCACUGUGUCCCACUAGUGGAAUCAGGGGACCUGCAUUUGAGCAAGGUGUCUGAGAUCAUAGGACUGCUGAUGCUGGAGGCCCGCCAGCUGCCAGGCCACGCGCUAGCAGAGCUUGCCAGCCUGUUUGUGGAUGUCAUUAAAGGGGGCAGCCUGACCAAUGGGAAAUCCUUGGAGCUGUUUUCCACUGUUCUCACGGCCCUGGCCAGUUCAAAGGAGAACCUGGCUUAUGGGAAAGGUGAACUGACUGGGGAAGAGUUUAAGAAACAGCUGAUAAAUACCCUCUGCUCCAGCAAGUGGGAUCCUCGGUGUGUGAUACAUCUUGCCAACAUGUUCAGGGAUAUUCCACUAUCAGGAGAGGAGCUGCAGUUUGUGGUGGAAAAGGUCCUUAGGAUGUUCUCCAAGUUAGACCUGCAGGAAAUUCCCCCUCUGGUCUAUCAGCUGCUGCUGCUUUCUGCAAAGGGCAGUAAGAAGACUGUUUUGGAAGGAAUCAUCAGUUUUUUCAAUCAGCUGGAUAAGAGACAGAAGGAAGAACAGAGGGUUCCUCAGUCAGUGGACCUUGAGGUGGCCACAAUGCCCCUGGACCAGCUCCGUCACGUGGAAGGCACCGUUAUUCUCCACAUUGUUUCUGUCAUCAACCUGGACCAGGACCUGGGUGAGGAGCUCAUUAGACAUCUGAAGACUGAGCAACAGAAGAACCCUGGUAGAGCCCUGUGUCCCUUCAGUGUGGCUCUUCUGCUGUCAGUUGCUGUAAAACACAGACUGCAAGAGCAGAUAUUUGAUUUCUUGAAAACAUCAAUCACAAGAAGCUGCAAGGACCUGCAGUUCCUUCAGGCCUCCAAGUUUCUGCAGGAUUUGUUUCCUCAACAGUAUGAUAUAACUGCUGUCAUUCUGGAAGUGGUGAAAAAUAGUGCAUUUGGUUGGGACCAUGUUACUCAGGGCCUGGUGGAUCUUGGCUUCAGCCUAAUGGAAUCCUAUGAACCAAAAAAGCCCUUUGGAGGAAAAGCUGCUGAUAACACUUAUGGCCUUUCAAAAAUGCCAGCCCAGCAGGCUUGCAGACUGGGAGCAAGUAUCCUGCUGGAAACGUUUAAGGUUCAUGAGCCCAUCAGAAGUGAUAUUCUUGAGCAGGUCCUGAACAGAGUCCUCACAAAAGCAGCAUCUCCUGUCAGCCACUUCAUAGACUUGCUGUCCAAUAUUGUUGUGUCUGCUCCUCUCGUGCUUCAGACUUCAUCCUCCAAAGUCACAGAGACCUUUGACAAUUUGUCCUUUCUGCCCAUUGACACAGUGCAAGGGCUUCUCCGGGCAGUACAGCCUCUGCUCAAAGUCAGCAUGUCAGUGAGGGACUCCCUGAUACUUGUUCUCCAAAAAGCUAUCUUUUCCAGGCAGCUCGAUGCUCGUAAAGCUGCAGUCGCUGGCUUUUUGCUGCUGUUAAGAAAUUUUAAGGUUCUGGGCAGCUUGGCCUCUUCCCAGUGCAGCCAGGCCAUUGGUGCCACUCAGGUCCAGGCAGAUGUUCAUGCCUGCUAUAAUUCUGCAGCUAAUGAGGCCUUCUGCCUAGAAAUCCUGGGCAGCCUGAGGCGAUGUUUGAGCCAGCAAGCAGACGUUCGACUCAUGUUAUAUGAGGGUUUUUAUGAUGUCCUUCGCAGGAACUCCCAGCUGGCCAGCUCUGUAAUGGAAACACUGUUGUCUCAGAUAAAGCAAUAUUACCUGCCCCAGCAAGACCUCCUGCCUCCACUCAAACUGGAGGGAUGUAUUAUGGCUCAGGGAGAUCAAAUCUUUCUGAAAGAACCACUGGCCCACCUGCUCUGCUGCAUCCAGCACUGUCUUGCCUGGUACAAGAGCACUGUGCGUCUGUGCCAAGGAGCUGAAGAUGACGAGGAGGAGGAGGAGGAGGAGGGUGUGGGAUUUGAGCAAGACUUUGAAGAGAUGUUAGAAUCUGUCACACGACGAAUGAUCAAGAGCGAGUUGGAAGACUUUGAACUGGAUAAAUCAGCAGAUUUUUCGCCGUCUUCUGGUGUCGGUGUGAAAAAUAACAUCUAUGCCAUUCAGGUGAUGGGAAUUUGUGAGGUUCUGAUUGAAUACAAUUUCAACAUCGGGAAUUUCAGUAAGAACAAGUUUGAGGAUGUCCUAGGCCUGUUUACAUGUUACAACAAACUCUCUGAAAUCCUGAGGGAGAAAGCUGGAAAGAACAAAUCUUCUUUGAGCAACAAAACUGCACGGAGCUUCCUGUCCAUGGGUUUUGUAUCUACUCUGCUCACAGCUCUGUUCAGGGACAAUGCCCAAAGCCACGAGGAGAGCCUGGCUGUGCUGCGCUCCAGCACCGAGUUCCUGCGCUACGCUGUCAGCGUGGCUCUGCAGAAGGUGCAGCAGCUGGAGGAGACGGGACAGACGGACGGACCAGAUGGACAAAAUCCAGAGAAGAUGUUCCAGAACCUCUGCAAAAUCACGCAGGUUCUGCUUUGGAGGUACACUUCAAUUCCGACCGUUGUUGAAGAGUCAGGGAAGAAGAAAGGCAAAAGCAUUUCACUUCUGUGCUUGGAAGGUUUGCUGCGGAUCUUCAACACGGUGCAGCAGCUGUACUCUGCCAAGAUCCCCCAGUUUCUGCAAGCCCUGGAUAUUACUGAUGGUGACGCAGAAGAAACGGAUAUUAAUGUCACAGAGAAAGCUGCCUUCCAGAUCCGACAGUUUCAGAGGUCCCUGGUGAACCAGCUCAGCAGUGCUGAAGAUGACUUCAAUGCCAAGGAAACACAGUCACUCAUCACUGUUCUCUCCACAUUGUCCAAACUCCUGGACCCAGCCUCACAGCAGUUCCUUCAGUUCCUGACUUGGACAGUCAAAGUUUGCAAAGAAAAUGCUCUUGAGGAUAUUUCUUGCUGCAAGGGUUUGCUGUCUCUGCUCUUCAGUGUCCACGUUGUCUACAAGAGCCCUGUUGGUCUCCUGCGGGAACUUGCACAAGACAUCCAUGCCUGCCUGGGAGAUAUAGAUCAGGACGUAGAAGUGGAGGGUCGGUGCCAUUUCGCCAUAGUGAAUGCCAAGACUGCAGCCCCCACUGUCUGUCUGCUGGUUCUGGGUCAGGUGGAUAAGGUCCUUGAGGAGGUGGAUUGGCUUAUCAAGAAACUCACCAGUCUGGGGUCAGACACAUCAGAAGACUCCUCUCAGGCAUCAAACCAAAGUCAGGCUCUGGAGAAAGGUGUAAUUCUGCAGCUGGGAACUCUUCUGACAGUCUAUCAUGAGCUGGUGCAGACUGCACUCCCAGCAGGGAGCUGUGUGGACACACUGCUGAGAAGCCUCAGCAAGACAUACGCAAUUCUCACCUCCCUCAUCAAACACUAUAUCCAGGCUUGCCGCAGCAGCUCAACUACCAUCCCAGGAAGACUGGAAAAGCUGGUGAAGCUCUCAGGUUCCCAUCUGACCCCACAGUGUUACUCAUUCAUUACUUACGUACAGAACAUCCACAGUGAGAGCUUAAGCUUUGUAGAAGAGAAGAAAAAGAAGAAGAAAGAGGACGAAGCUGCUGCAGUCUCCACAGUAAUGGCCAAGGUGCUUCGGGAGACCAAGCCAAUCCCAAACCUGAUUUUUGCAAUUGAGCAAUAUGAGAAGUUCCUUAUCCAUCUCUCCAAGAAGUCAAAGGUGAACUUGAUGCAGUACAUGAAGUUAAGCACCUCCCGGGAUUUCCGCAUCAACGCCUCCGUGCUGGACAGCGCCCUGCAGGAGCGGAACUCGGAGGAUGCUGAGAACGAGCCACACAACGACCAGAGCAGCACAGCGGAGCAGACAGAAGAGAACCAGGAACCCAAAAAGAAGAGACAGAGAAAAAAAUAAACUGGGGUUGCUGCCACUGCCUCCUCUCACAGUGCCUGUUCCAUGGUGGACUUGUUUUGGUCUCAGAGGCUGCAGAUAUGGAGAUGAUGGUUUAUUGCUUCUCUUGCCAAAUACUUAUGCCUUCUUCUUUUGUGUCCACGGGAGCGACUCUGGCCCCUGUCUCAGGUUUCACAGCUGGCUGCUGCCAUCAGAAGUACCUCUGCUAUUUGAAUCUUCCUCAGACACAUCCCUUCUUACAGCAAAAUGGAAAGGGAGCAGCUGGGAUCAGUCAGUCCCUGCCAAAAGAUCGGCUUCUGAAAGGACAGGGAGGCUUUGGCACGUGGUGUGGACAACUGUCCUGGCACUCUGGUGUCGUCACUGCUUCUCCAGCGAACCUUUGGUUAUUUCAAUUAUCUGAUAUAUAUCCAGUGCUUCCCCUGGAAGACAAGGGGACAGUCAGUUCCCUGCAGUACACUCAGACUGCGACGCAAGAGAGUGAUGGUUGGGAUUCACUUUAGUUCAGGGCAUCUAGCACAGAAUGCCCUAAAUUUAUUCAAACUUCAUUUUUGGGUGGUGGUGAGAAUGCAAAACCCAGCACCAGCAGGGAGCUGGGAACAUGAGCUGCUCUGCCUUGGAGUUGAAGCUGCUGUGUGCAUCUCCUGAGCAGCGAGAGGCCACAGCUUCCUCUGCCCAGGCUGGUUUUGCUGUUACAUUUUUGCUGACCCUGAUUGUGAUGCACUUGUUCAGUUUGCCUUGUUGUUGGUGAAAAGUGCCCUUUUUGCCUACAGAGCACAAAUCCUGUUUCUGAAAGCACCCUUUGCCUGUAAGAGUCCUAAUAAAGGUUACUUAAGGGCA